Diorhabda sublineata is the source of this 1957-nucleotide messenger RNA. RefSeq names its product glycerol kinase (gene Gk1). Lineage: Eukaryota; Metazoa; Arthropoda; Insecta; Coleoptera; Chrysomelidae. Gene Ontology annotation, molecular function: glycerol kinase activity. The transcript is spliced from 7 exons. The record is from RefSeq and is a predicted model, not a curated record. Gene Ontology annotation, biological process: glycerol metabolic process; glycerol-3-phosphate biosynthetic process; triglyceride metabolic process. The coding region runs from base 263 to 1798 and encodes 511 amino acids. Gene Ontology annotation, cellular component: mitochondrion.
GAAAAUAAAUUUAGGUUAUGGUAACAUACGGUUUUAAUCAUUUUUUGAUAAACAAAAAUAAAAGUUUAUUCUACAAUAUAUUCACAUUCAGUACUCUGUAUUCCAUUUUAAUUUGUUUAUCUUAAUACACAUUUACAACGAAAUGAUAAGAAAUAGUCAAGCUCUGAAGGUCAUCAUGUGGAUUAGUAAGCUUUUGCACUGUGUUCAUACUGGAAGGAUUACAUAAAACGAAAAAAAAUUAUUAGUGUAAACAACGGUUAAGAUGGGUCCAUUGGUAGGAGCAAUAGACGAAGGCACAUCAAGUGCUAGAUUUAUCCUAUUUAAAGCUGGUACAGCGGAAGUAGUAGCAUCUCACCAGCAAGAAUUAUCUCAAAUACAUCCACAAGAAGGAUGGGUUGAACAGGAUCCUAUGGAAAUAAUUCGGAUUGUAGAAAACUGUAUUGAAAAUACCAUUGACAAGUUAAUAUCUAAAGGUGGAAGUGUUAAUGACAUAGUAUCUGUUGGUAUUACCAAUCAAAGAGAAUCAACAGUUCUGUGGGAUAGAAUAACCGGUGAACCUUUGUAUAAUUCAAUUGUUUGGUUAGAUGUACGAACUUCCUCAACAGUCGAUUGUCUUUUGGACAAAGUGCCGAAUAAAACUAGAAAUAAAAACUAUUUAAAACCACUUUGUGGCCUACCCUUAUCUCCGUACUUCAGUGCAGUCAAGAUUAAAUGGCUACAAGAAAAUAUUCCAAAAAUCAAAAAAGCAAUGGCUGCAGGUACCUGUAUGUUUGGAACCAUUGAUUCUUGGUUGAUAUGGAAUCUAACAGGUGGAAAAAAUGGAGGAAUACAUGUUACAGACGUAACUAAUGCAUCGAGAACAAUGUUAAUGAACAUAGAUACCCUAAAAUGGGAUCCUGUACUUAUAAAUUUCUUUGAUAUUCCUAGUAAUAUUCUACCAGUUAUCAAGUCCAGUUCUGAAAUUUAUGGAAGUAUCUGUAAAGGGUCAUUAAAAGGAGUGAAAUUAGCAGGGUGUCUAGGAGAUCAGCAAUCAGCUCUUGUUGGACAACAGUGUCUCAGUAGAGGACAGGCUAAAGCAACUUAUGGGACAGGAUGUUUUCUAUUAUAUAACACAGGCAACUAUAAAGUCAACAGUUCUCAUGGUUUGGUAACAACUGUCGCUUACAAGCUAGGACGCAAUAAACCUACCAUGUACGCACUAGAAGGAUCUGUAGCUAUCGCUGGAGCUGCUAUGAAUUGGUUAAGGGAUAAUUUAACCAUUCUUUCUUCAUUCGGAGAAGCAAAGGAAAUUGCUGAAAAGGCAGAUAGUGUCCAAAAAGGAGACGUUUAUUUUGUUCCAGCCUUCAGUGGAUUAUACGCUCCAUAUUGGCAGCAAGAAGCCAGAGGAGUCAUAGUAGGAAUAUCUGAGGAUACAGAAUCGUGUCAUAUAGUUAAAGCUACUUUAGAAGCCGUUUGCUUUCAAACUAGAGAUAUAUUGGAGGCAAUGAAUAAUGAUUAUGGAUCACCUUUGUCAGUAUUGCAAGUUGACGGUGGUAUGACUGCAAAUCCUCUCUUAAUGCAGAUGCAAGCAGAUUUAGCAGGAAUAACAGUUAUAAAACCUACCAUGGCUGAAAGUACAGCAUUGGGUGCGGCAAUGGUAGCUGGUGCUGCUGUAGGGCAUUGGGAUUUGGAAAAAUCUAGACUUGACAUUCCGGCCGUUAAAUGGACACCUAAAUACACGGAAAAUCAACGAGACAUUCAAUAUUCUAAAUGGAAAAUGGCCGUCGAACGAGCUAUGGGAUGGGACAUGUCUGUUUAGAUUUAUAAUACAGAGCUGUUGAUAUAUUUUUAUAAAAUAUGAAUUAGUAAAAUAUAUAAAGUCGUUCUAUUUGAGAAAAAAGAUUUAUAUUUUUGAAUUAAUAUUUGUCGUGUGAUUCUGGUCGAAAUUUAUUUUAUUAUAAAUACAUAAUUAUGUGUG